Molecule: messenger RNA, 1550 nt
Organism: Lolium rigidum
Lineage: Eukaryota; Viridiplantae; Streptophyta; Magnoliopsida; Poales; Poaceae
Product: wax ester synthase/diacylglycerol acyltransferase 11-like
Exons: 6
Coding region: 16-1311 (431 amino acids)
Biological process (GO): triglyceride biosynthetic process
Cellular component (GO): plasma membrane
Molecular function (GO): diacylglycerol O-acyltransferase activity; long-chain-alcohol O-fatty-acyltransferase activity
Source: RefSeq, a predicted model, not a curated record
GCUAGCCACAUUAAUAUGGAUACGAGCAAUGGCAGCUCCUCAGCAGCGGCACCUCAAAGCCGGCCUCUCUCGAUACGCACGAAACCAAGGGCACCAGCCGCCGGCACCGACGAAUGGACGACGAACGAUUCCACGGCGGAGAAGGAGCCCGUGAGCCCUACUGCAAGGCUCAUGGAACCUGUAUACAUCGUCGUAACCAUUGGCCUCGGCUCACCCUUAGACCUACCCGUCUUCACCACCCACAUGGCCAGCGGGCUUCCCCGAUAUUCACGCUUCCAAAGUAUUCAGGUGACAGAGGAUGGCAACCUGCGGUGGGCACGCGUAAAGGUGAAGAUGGAGGAUCACAUCGUCGUCCCGACGCUGGAUCCCGUGGCCGUGGCCGCUAACCCAGACCAGUCCGUGGAGGAUUACGUGGCCUCGCUGUUCACGCUCCCCAUGGACCGCUCCCGCCCGCUCUGGGAGUUCCACUUCCUCAACUUCCCGACUUCGGAGGCCACCUCCACCGCCAUCAUCCGCGUGCACCACUCCCUUGGCGACGGGAUGUCGCUCAUGACGCUCCUCAUGUCGUCUGCAAGCAGCGCCGCUGACCCGACGAGACUGCCGGCCAUGCCGAAGCAGCCAGAGCGCACUGGCGCCAUCUACGCGCCGCGGCGGCCGCGCUCUUCUGGCGCCAUGCCUUUUCUCGGCUGGGUCUGCUCGUAUUUUGUCUUAGCCUGGAACACCAUGGUGGACGUUGCCGCCUUCAUCGCCACAAUGAUGUUCCUGAGAGACCCGCACACGCUCUUCAAGCGCUCCGACGACACAGUGUUCAACCCACCGAGGCGCUUCGUACACAGGAGUCUUAGCUUGGACGACGUCAAGUUCAUCAAGAAUGCCAUCAACUGCACUGUCAAUGAUGUCUUAGUUGGUGCGACUUCUGCUGCUCUGUCACGGUAUUACUUCCGCAAGUCAGGUAACAGCAACUCGGAUAAAAUCCGUCUGCGCUCGGUCCUCCCUGUCAAUUUAAGGUCAACCACUAGCUUACAAGCAGGCGCCUUUAUCUUCCGCCGCAUGUUCGCAAAUACAACUAUAUCUUUCACAAGCAUGAUUGGACCGGCUGAACAAACAAAUUGGUGUGGGCACCCAGUUGUCUUCAUUGCACCUAGUGUUUAUGGAGUUCCCCAAGCUCUGAUUAUGCACUACCAGAGUUAUGGUAGCACUAUCAAGGUGAUUCUAUCUGUCGACAAGGAAAUAUUUCCGGAUUAUAGUCAACUUCUAGAUGACUUUGCUGUCUCCUUCAGGUGCAUCAAGGAUGCAGCCUCCAAGCUUUAAUAUUCAUCAAGAAAGAGUAAUUCCCAAAUAAUUUUAUAAUUUUACUUACUCAAGCUGUAUAAUGCUACCACUAUAUACUCCUAUGUAUUCGAUGAAUGUAUAGCGAAGCGCUACAUGGUAAUUACAACCAUAAACACUACAAAAUUACGGUUGGAAUUCAAAUACAUUGAGCGCACUGUUAUUGUUGGAUAAUGAUGUAUCCAAAGGGAAUUUGAAAUGCAAUUUCUAUAUCAGGACCA